GUCAGCAGUUAGCUCCCCGGCUCGGAGGCGGACGGUGCACCCCGGCCCGCCUACUGCCGGGCUAUCCAGUGCAGCAUGGCCGCCCGACCCCUCGGCAGCUCCGUCUGCCUGCUGGCGCUGCUCUGCGCCGUCUUCCCGUGCGCGCUAGCCAACGACGCCGGUACUGGCACCAACGACGCGCUGGAUGAUCUGCUGGCGCUCGUCAACCGUGCGGUGAGAGAGGCUGUGGACCCCAUCUCCGCCGAGCUCCGCAGCCAACGCGAGCUGCUGAGCGACAUCUUGGGCAGGCUGAGCAGCCAGGACGCUCAGGCGGAAUCGGCCAGUGCUCGACUUGAUGCUGUUCAAGCUAUGUUUGACUCUCAAACUAAGUCAACUAAUGCACGGCUUGAUUCCAUCCAGGAGGCCAUAGAGUCUCAAUUUCAGCUCGUCACUGCCCGGCUUGAUUCCAUGCAAGAUGCUCUGGAGUCUCAAAGUCUGUCUGUCAAUGCCCGGCUUGAUUCUACUCAGAAGACAUUGGAAUCUCAGCUUCAGCCAGUCACGUCUCAACUCGACUCCAUGCAGGCGGAGCUCGGCUCUCAGUUUACUUCAUCCAACAGCAGUCUCAGACAUCUGCAGUCUGAGCUCGACACUGCGCUGGACUCGGUUACCACCGGGCUGGACUCGGUUACCACCCGGCUGGACUCGUUUACCACCGGGCUGGACUCGAUUACCACCGGAUUGGACUCGGUUACCACCCAGCUGGACUCGUUUGGCACACGACUGGAAAAGCUGGCAGAGAUACAGCAGAACGCGACCACCGGGCCACGCGACUGCAGCGAACUGCCUAGCGGCUCCCCCAGCGGGGUUUACACUCUGCGUCUCGGGCAUGGCCGCACGAACCCGGUGGAGGCAUUCUGCGAUAUGGAGACGGACGGCGGCGGUUGGACCGUGUUUCAGCGACGCGAAGACAUUCUGCCCAGGGAAGACUUCUAUCGCAACUGGACCGAGUAUAAGGACGGAUUCGGAGACCUCACAGGAGAGUUCUGGUGGGGGCUAGAGAAGCUGUGGCUGCUCACUGGGACGCCGGGCAGGAGAUACGAGCUGCGCGUCGAUCUGGGGGAUUUUGACGGAGAGAAGAGAUACGCCAGGUAUGAGAACUUUAGAAUUUCGUCAGAGUUUGACGGAUAUCGUAUAACUGGUGGGAAAUACACAGGAAACUCUGGAGACAGCAUGAAAUAUCACUUCGGACAGAAGUUCUCCACCAGGGACAAGGAUCAGGACAAGUAUUCUGGUAAAAACUGCGCGCAACUCCGUGAGAGUGGCUGGUGGUUUGGCUCCUGCCAUUAUGUAAACUUGAAUGGCGUCCAUCUGUCAGGAGAGAAUAAUGAUAGCAAUUGGAGAGGAGUAGUAUGGGAAGCGUGGAGAGGUUACCGCUACUCCCUUAAAAAUACGGAAAUGAAAAUCCGUCCACAAGCUGCCAAGGUCGGGUAAAUUUGGGAACGUUUUUUUUUCUCUCUCUCUCUCUCUGUCUCCUUCAGGAGCACAUCCAUGAUUUAUCGGUUAAUGAGAACAGGUUUUCGCGACAUCUGUCUGUUUUUAACAAAUUCAAUUCACGGAUGCAUUUCAUUUGGUGUAUAUAAACUUGUAUUUUUUA
Messenger RNA from Amphibalanus amphitrite, 1633 nucleotides. Its product is annotated as angiopoietin-related protein 7-like. The transcript has a single exon. Lineage: Eukaryota; Metazoa; Arthropoda; Thecostraca; Balanomorpha; Balanidae. Bases 76 to 1470 code for a protein of 464 amino acids. The record is from RefSeq and is a predicted model, not a curated record.